AUGGGAUCCGAGAAGCUCAAUGAGAAGCGUCGUCGCGCCGAACACGCGACCUCGGCGCUUUCAAAGCCAUUCAAAUCUCCCCUCCGUCGACCAGCGCAGACAUCGGAGGCCAAAGACGAAUCAUCACCCACAAUCACAAAACAUAUCUCCUCGCCUGCACAUCAAGCAAACGAAGUUCAUUCAUCCAGAAAGAUACAGGAGCAACCUGCAACCUCAACCACAAUUUCAUCCAUCGCAUCCAUCAACUCGUCAUCAUCUAGUACUUCAUCACCUCUGGGCUCACUGAAUCGCAAAAGGAAGAACACCACCAUCACUCACCUAACGCCAACUAAGAAGCCAGUCCUCCUGGACCCAGAGAUUACAGAGCUCCAGAGACAGCAAAGAACGCUCCAAUCACGGCUUUCGGCGCUGCGUUCGGAACUGGACACAGCGCGACAGGCUCUCCGGGUCGAAUCCUCGGAUAAAGACACCGAGCUGGAGGGAUUGAUCGCGAAAUGGAAAUGCGCAAGUCAGAAUGCAGCGGAGGAGGUGUUUGCGGGUGCGCAGGAACGCGUGACUCGGCUUGGGGGUAUGAAGGCGUGGAAAGAUCAGAUGCGGAAUAACAAUGCGAGAUGGGAGCAGGAGGAGAUGAAUUCGUGGUAUGGGUGUGCUGAAGCCGAAGGGGUCGAUAUCGACGAGGAGGCACUGAAGUCUCGAAAGGCGGAGAUGUUGGAGCAAUGGGAUGUUCCUGGGAAGGAGGUCGAGGAUAAGAAACGGGAGGAAUCUAUUGAGGAAGAGGAAUUUACUAUGGACUUCAUGCUGAAGACAUUGAAUGUUGAUUUGAAGCUGAUCGGGUACGAUAAAGAUGGUCAGAGAUUGGCAGAAUUGGAGAGGUCAAAGGACGAUGCCUCCAGCACCUCCCUGCACGUACGGGAUAUUGGUGUUCAGACGGACCCAAUUAAUAUUGCUAGCGCCGAUCCUCCGCAUAUGCCCAUAUCUAACGACCUGGAUACUAUAUUAACUGGUGACACUGCGAAUUCUGGCAUGGUAUCGCAAGAAAUGGAUUCAAUUCUGGAGCCCUGUUCGCCUCUUCCGUUUGAUACAACACAUACAUUGACGCCCGGGACUGAUAUACUUCCAGCCGCUUCUCAUCCGGGAGCUCAACCACUGGAGGCACCUCUAAUAUCCCGAGUUGCAUACGAAAUGUACCCUAGGUCAGCAAGCAUUGGAAACUCUCCAUGGACAGAAAGUAAAUCGCCUGAGUCUCUUAUCCCUUCCAGGACUCACCCACCUUUGCUAGAGGAAGUCUACACCAGCCUCUACCUCAAGAUCACGAAUUGGGUAUGGCCAUUUUUGAACCAUAAUGCCUGGCGAUCGUGGCAUCAUGAAUGGAUACAUGACGAAGACGCUGAGCGAUGGAAAGGAUUCUUCGUAUAUAUGGUGUAUGCCAUUGGGGCUUUGUUAAACAACGGACUUCAUCCAGACCAGGGUUAUGCGACACGUGCAGCAGAUCUCUACACAUCUGCAAUGACUUAUUAUCCGUAUUUCAUGGGGCAUUCGUCUGCGGUUCUUCAUAUCGAAGCUUCAAUCCUGAUGAUACUAUACUCGCUUCAUUGUCCCUCAUCAGAAGAGAUCGCUGUUACGGUAUCCUCGAUUGUCCCAUUCUGUGCUGCCACCAUGUCUGAAUUACGAAAGCAAACUUCUGACGUGGGAGAUGAUCAUAAUGUUCGAGAUGAAGCCGGACAGGGAGUGGAUAACACACUCACGGAGCCCCUAUUUAUCACAUGUUAUAUGCUAAACGAGAUUAUUGUUUGUGGAUGGGAUAGGCCAGUAUCAGCAGCCUAUAGGGCCAUUGAUGAUGAUAUUUAUACAUUGAGCAACGAACUGCCUUGUUCUUCUAGCACAAACCGCGCCUUGAGACACCUGUUCAGCCUGCGGAAAAUCCAAGCCAAAAUCCGUCGACAACGAGAGGACUCCCCCCCAAGCCAAGAUGCCAGUGACUCGCUCCUGAAGUCCGCUCUGGAUGCGUGGAAAAGGGAUAUGCCACGAUACGGCGUAGAGGAUAAUCCGAGUACCUAUCUUCAUCCGCUCUGA
Molecule: messenger RNA, 2073 nt
Organism: Aspergillus affinis
Lineage: Eukaryota; Fungi; Ascomycota; Eurotiomycetes; Eurotiales; Aspergillaceae
Product: putative DNA repair protein Dds20/Mei5
Exons: 4
Coding region: 1-2073 (690 amino acids)
Biological process (GO): DNA recombination
Source: RefSeq, a predicted model, not a curated record